Molecule: messenger RNA, 591 nt
Organism: Stereum hirsutum FP-91666 SS1
Lineage: Eukaryota; Fungi; Basidiomycota; Agaricomycetes; Russulales; Stereaceae
Product: DNA binding protein
Exons: 2
Biological process (GO): DNA repair
Molecular function (GO): methylated-DNA-[protein]-cysteine S-methyltransferase activity
Source: RefSeq, a predicted model, not a curated record
GGUAUAUGAGCUUGGGGGUUUCGCUCGCCAAAUGUCACCUAGUCAUCCUUGUCCUCGAUAAAAUCUGAUAUUGCCAUGUCUGGUGCUAAGACGCCCUUGAAGUCUUUUGACCUUUCGUCCUUCCGCUACGACCCACUUCGACGCGAAGCGAAAGGUACGAAUAUUACCGCGACUCGGACGCGUUUUGAACGCGAAGAUGGCGAGUUGGACGUCAACGAGGGGGCGUUGGCCAAGCUCCAGAGUAGCCAGCCUACCAUGGUACCAGUGGUCUCAGACCCAAUCAUUUACCCAACCUCUCCCUCCCACCGCUCCACCUAUCUCCACCCAACGACUCACAAAUCGCUUACCACCCAUCAAUGGGCUGUCUACGACCUAACACUCCAGAUCCCCAUUGGCAAGAUAACGACCUACAAAGAAGUCGCACUCGCACUUGGGUCUGGAUCACCAAGAUCUGUGGGCUCGGCGUUGAGGAAUAAUCCGUUCGCGCCGUAUGUGCCUUGUCAUAGGGUUGUUGCGUCGAAUAUGUUUGUGGGUGGGUUCUUUGGAGAGUGGACGGAUUUGAAAGGGAAGGCUUCCAAUGGACGCGGCAAA